CGAGUCGCCAGAAGAACGCCUCUGAAGAUGCAGGCGCAUGCAGCACAUGCAUGAUGGCCCUAUCAGUGUCGCUGCAUUAUCAUCCAAUGGCAUCAUCCUUGGGAGCGCCUGACCAGAUGUAAGCCGCAGCCUGAUCUGGUUGAGGGGCUCCGGCCCCGUUUUCCGCACUCUGUCAGGAUUCGCUGGUCUCUCUCUGAAGAUUGUUUGCUUUGCAGGAGCGAUACUCCGUUGAGUCAACGUUCGUUCGUUCGUCAGUCGCCGACGACAGCAAUAUGCCAUGGCCGCCCUUCCGCCACGCCGCCGUGAAGACUUCACUGUCGCCGUAAUUUGCGCCCUUCCCCUUGAGUUCGACGCUGCAGAGCUAGCCUUCGACGAGCUGUGGGAUGAAUCCGAUCAUGGCCUCGGCAAGGCUGCAGGUGACGCAAACACCUACACGCUGGGUCGAAUUGGCAAGCACAAUGCCGUCCUCGUCCUCCUUUCCGGCAUAGGAAAGGCGAACGCAGCAAGCGCGACAGCCAGCCUUCGUUCCAGUUUCGGAGGUCUCAGGUUAGCUCUGCUAUGUGGCAUAUGCGGUGGCGUGCCUAAUGCGAAUUGUGAUGGGGAGAUGCUGCUUGGAGAUGUCAUCAUAAGCAAAAGUGUCGUUCAGUACGAUCUGGGGCGACGUUUCCCAGGCCAGUUCGAGUCCAAAGACACUAUACAAGACAGCCUGGGUAGACCAAUCAAAGAAAUUCGGUCCCUGCUCAUUGCAUUCGAAACUCAUAGGCAAAAGCAGCGCCUGACGAAGGAAAUCUCGAAAGGUCUGGUAAAAAUCCAAAACAAGGCAGUCAAAGAGAGUUAUGAUGUCGACUAUAGUCGACCAACAUACGAAGACGUGCUCUUCGAGCCCGACUACACCCAUAGGCAUCGAUCAGACGUGCAGUGCAGCUGCAACGAAACGCAGACAUGUGAGCAGGCGACGAAAGCGACAUGCGAGGAGCUCGGCUGUGACUUGAAGCACCAAGUGCCUCGAAGACGCCUCGAGAGCCAGCUAGCUGGGCAAGAGAAGACCACUGCGGAACACCAGCCUCGUGUAUUUCUUGGAUCGAUUGGAUCAGGAGACACCGUCAUGAAAUCCGGUAAGGACAGAGACCAAAUUGCGAGAGAGCGUAGCCUCGUCGCCUUUGAAAUGGAAGGUGCUGGAGUUUGGGACGAAAUCCCCUGCAUCAUCGUCAAGGGAGUGUGCGACUAUGCCGACAGUCACAAGAACAAAACUUGGCAACACUAUGCUGCGGCAACAGCUGCAGCAGCAACCAAGGCUCUCCUCGAUCGUUAUGCGCCAACAGCCGUCCGGGUUGAGCAGGCUGAGCCAGUCGAAACGAUUGGUUUCUCGCCCAAAUUUCAUGUACCAUAUGUCAAAAAUCCCGAGUUUGUUGGCCGACAAGAGAUCUUCAACCACAUCACGCAUCUAUUCGGGGACACGCAGACUGGUCUGCCCGCUACGAAACUGCGCUCAAGAGUGGCGCUCCAUGGGCUCGGCGGUGUAGGCAAGACGCAAAUUGCAUUGGCGUAUGCCUACUGGGUACAUGAGACUUUUUCUGAAGUUUCCGUCUUUUGGGUUCACGCCAGCAACCGCCAGCGCUUUCUUCAGGCUUUCACAUCGAUCGCUCGAGUGUGUCGCAUCCCGGGAUACGACGAAAGUAAGGCCGAUACCCUUCUUUUGGUGAAGCAGUGGCUUGAGAGUAAAAAAAGCGGUCGCUGGCUACUAAUCAUCGAUAACGCCGACGACAAGGAGACUUUCUUCACGGACUCUGGGCAAGACGGCAUUAGCACAGAUGUGUCAGCACUUGCAUCGGAAGGGGGACUAGGUCGCUUCAUCCCUGAGUGUCUCCACGGAUCCGUUCUCAUAACGACAAGGGACAUGCAGACAGGCCUGAGGAUGGCCGCGGGAGUUCCUCCAAUCAAAGUCAAUGAGAUGAUCGAUGCUGAGGCUGUUGAGCUGCUGCAGUCCUUGCUCCCGAACCAAACCUUCUCUCCAUCGGAAGCAAUCGCGUUGGCAUCUCGACUUGCGUACUUGCCAUUAGCGCUAGCACAAGCAGCCUCUUUCAUCCUCAAAAACUUCAUGUCCAUCACCGACUAUGUCCAACUACUGGACAAGAGCGACUCUAGCUUGGUGCGUCAGCUGAGCGAGCCUUUCGCGUCAGUAGGGCGAGACUCGGAGACUCCCCAUGCGCUGACGGCCACCUGGUUGAUUUCUUUCCGUCAAGUCGAAGAACGGUAUUCUUUGGCGGGCAAUUUGCUUUCUUUCAUGAGCAUGUUUGAUCGCCAGGCUAUUCCCAAAGCCUUCGUCGAAGGCUACUGCUAUGAGCAGCUUCGCAAGAAAUCGGGCUCUGUCGUCGACAUGGAUGCUCAUUUUGAGGGGGAUUCCGGCAUUGGCUCCGGCUAUAGUUUUGACUCAGACAGCGCCGUCGUAGGGUCUAGAGCCGGUUCUGAUGCCGGUUCUAAAUAUGGGACCAAUGCCAACUCUGAGGACGACUCUGAGACGACUUUGGAGAUCGCAAACGCCUUGGGGAUUCUCCAAGCGUUUUCCUUCAUCUCUCAGGCGAGCAAUGACACUUACGACAUGCAUCGACUCGUGCAUUUAGUCACGCGCAAACGUCUGUUGCAAGAGUCGACGAUGCCGCACUUUUCGAGCGAGGCUCUUGAAAUCAUGGCUCGUGCUUUCCCGUAUGGUGGAUUCCUGAAUCGAUUGACGUGCCUUACGUAUCUACCCCAUGCCCUCGCAAUUCUAGCACUCUCAAGUCCUCGGUCUGAUAAUGAGAAGAUCCAAACUGGACAGCUACUGUGCAAUGUGGCCAUAUACUUUGACUACCUAGGGCAAGCUUCGGAGGCAGAGACGUAUCUGACACGAGCAUUGGAACUACAAAGACAAGCACUUGGGCAGGAGCAUCCUGAGACACUUAAGACGAUGAGCGAGUUGGCGUCGUCUCACAUAAAUCAAGCGCAUCUAGAAGUGGCCGUUGAGUUGCUUCUGUCUACAUUGGAAGCCCAGAAGAGACUAUUGGCAGAAAGCGAUAACGAUGUACUACUCACGCGCUGUAGACUUGCACGUGCGUAUUUACGCCAACAUCGCCUUGAAGACGCAGAGAAGUUAUAUUUGGAAGCACUCGAGCUCUGUAAAGGAGCCGGAGGGGAUAAGGCAGGCAUGUCAUACACCUUAGCCGAACUUUCGACUCUGUACUUUGAGCAAGGGCGGUAUGGGGAGGCAGAGAAGCUGCAACUGCAGGUACUAGAGAGAGAUAGGGAGAUGUUCGGGGAGGACCAUUGGACUACAUUUUUACCCAUGAUGCAGCUGGGGCGUACGUAUGUGAAUCAGGGCCGUCUAAUAGAGGCAGGGGACAUACUUUCACAGACGCUAGCUCGAAGCAAAAUAAUAUUGGGUGAAGAGCAUCUUGGUACGGUAGGUCUUAUGAAGUCUUUAGCACCUCUCUAUGAGAAGCAAGGUCGUUUGGCAGCGGCGGAAGAACUCUUUCUGGAGGUGCUAGACAUCAAGAAAUCAUCGAUGGGUGAGAAACAUGAUGACACAGCAUGGGCCAUGAGAGAUUUAGGAGGAUUCUAUAAGAACCAGGGUCGCCUAUUAGAGGCAGAGGAGAUAUUCCUGAAGGUGCUAGAACUACGGAGAAUGACGUUAGGCGAGGGGCAUGAGGAUACACUUACGGUCAUGAAAGACUUAGGACUUAUGUAUCAGGAGUCAGGUCGCCUAGAAGAAGCGGAAGAGUCCUAUCUGGAGGUACUUCACUUACAAAGAAUUAUGUUAGGCGAGGAGCAUGAGAAAACAGCAUGGUCUAUGGCAAAGUUAGGACAAAUCUUUGUCCAACAAGGGCGACUGGCAGAAGCGGAGAAAUCUCAACUACGAGGAUACGAAGUAAACAGAAAGGUUUUAGGGGAAGAGCACGCCCACACUCUAACGGAUGAGCAUAACUUGGCUUGUAUUUGGUGGGAUCAAGGCCGGAAAGUGGAAGCAAUUCAGCUGAUGAGGAAGUGCGCCAAGGCUCGAGAUCGCGUUUUUGGUCGAGAUCACGAACAUACAAAAUGCUCCCUCGAAGCAUUGUCAUACUGGGAGGAAGAGAUGGACACGGAGCACAACAGCGACAAUGAGUCGGGGCACGGAAGCGAAGAUUCUAGCGAGGACGAGGAGGAAGACACGUAUGCACGUUCAUACUUAGACUCCGACGACGAUUCGGAUGAUGGCGAAGGAGCACGCCUAUAGAAACUUGUUACUCAGAGCCAUAGCGAACAUGAAUUGCAAAAGCCCGCUCUGCCCAAGUCAGUUGUCAAACGCUAAAGGCGUAGUCAAAUC
Molecule: messenger RNA, 4336 nt
Organism: Colletotrichum godetiae
Lineage: Eukaryota; Fungi; Ascomycota; Sordariomycetes; Glomerellales; Glomerellaceae
Exons: 3
Coding region: 278-4246 (1322 amino acids)
Biological process (GO): nucleoside metabolic process
Molecular function (GO): protein binding; catalytic activity
Source: RefSeq, a predicted model, not a curated record